CCCUCCCCUCCCUCCAUUUGUUUCUUCCUCCCCAUCAAAAACCACCCAACCCUUCUCCAUCCUCCCUCUCUCUUUCUGCUCUCAGCAGCCACUUUGUGUCUUCCACAAGCCUCAUCAUCAAAACCAUCAAGUUCCCACUUCUAGCUUUCAGAAAUGGGCUCCCCCACAUUCUUCAAUAAACACUUCAUGAGUGAUAUUGAUCACGACGAUUACAACAACAACACGAGCUCCACCCCGGAAAACAGCUCCGGCUCCCCUCCUCCUCCUCCUCCUCCCGCCUUCAACGACGUCGUCUACUCCAAGAUCGCUUCGUCUCCCAAGAAAAGUAGCCGGCGGGCUGUACAGAAGAGAGUGGUGUCAGUCCCUAUCAAGGAAAACAGUAACACAAACACUCCCCCGCCGUCGGAUUCAUGGGCCUGGAGAAAGUACGGCCAGAAACCCAUCAAGGGCUCACCUUACCCCAGAGGGUAUUACAGGUGCAGUAGCUCAAAGGGGUGUCCAGCGAGGAAGCAGGUGGAGAGAAGCCGCGUGGACCCCACCACGCUGGUGAUCACCUACUCGUCAGAGCACAACCACCCCUGGCCGGCUUCUAGAAGCCACCACGGCACGAAACCCGGGAUCAAAGCCGAGACCCGGGAGGAGGAGACGGCGGCCGGCCAGCCGGAACCCGACCCGGAGGAGAGGCGGUUCGCGGCGGAUCUGGGCGGCGACGAGGAGUCGUCGCUGGUGAUCAUCCCGAGCGUCGUGGACGAGUUCGGGUGGUUCGCGGACAUGGAAACGACGUCGUCGCGGGUGCUGGAGAGCCCCAUUUUCGCUGAGAGCGGCGGUGGGGCCGACACGGAUGACGUGGCGGGGAUGGUGUUCCCGAUGGGCGAAGAGGACGAGUCGCUAUUCGCCGAUCUGGGCGAGUUGCCCGAGUGCUCGCUUGUGUUUCGGCACCGCCGUGUGGGAGGAGGAGGUGUGGGACCACAAGCUCAGAUCUGUUGACACGUGCCUCUCCCCUCAUUUUUUUUUUUACUUUUAAUUUUUUUUUACUUUUUUACACACCUCUCUCCCUCUCUCUCUCUCUCCGUAAAUACAAAAAGAGUUUUGUGUCAUUCAACGAAUUAGGGGUUGUGGGGUUGCAAAAGGGUAUCGUACACCAUAAGUUUUUCUUUUCAACAUUUUUUUUUUUUUUUUUCAUUUUCGAAUUUUUAGUAAUAAAAUAUUUUCAUUUGUAUUUUUC
Rosa chinensis is the source of this 1225-nucleotide messenger RNA. RefSeq names its product probable WRKY transcription factor 65. The transcript has 3 exons. Gene Ontology annotation, cellular component: nucleus. Bases 154 to 987 code for a protein of 277 amino acids. The record is from RefSeq and is a predicted model, not a curated record. NCBI's taxonomy places the organism in Eukaryota, Viridiplantae, Streptophyta, Magnoliopsida, Rosales, Rosaceae. Gene Ontology annotation, biological process: regulation of DNA-templated transcription. Gene Ontology annotation, molecular function: DNA-binding transcription factor activity; transcription cis-regulatory region binding.